CUGCCGACAGGUUAGCGCGCUAUCGGCGCAGGUCGUUUCCCUCGCGCGUAUAUCUGGAGGCGACCGCAUAAGGGGAGAGAGCGAGUCCGGGGCGGACGAUCGCGCGGUCCGCGAGGCCGACGCGGCUUCGAAUAUCUCGCGGCGCGGGCUCGGCUGCGAGUGGCGGCGCGACGCGCCGGGUCGGCGGCCCAGGCCGCGCAGGUGACGAGGAUGAGUCGCGUGGCGUGAACCCCAGGACGGAGUCAGGACCUGCCCGGAAGAUGCCUGGACCUCGCGGCCCGAGAGCGGCGCCCGGCGCAAGGUCCGUCGUCGGGGCCAUCCUGGGCGUGUGGAUGUUGGCCGGCGUCAUAGCCGGCAACAAUGUGAACGAUCCGCCAAUCCUGGAUGCUGGAGGGUAUCCAACGGGAUUACCGCUUCCGGAAGGCACUCCCGUCGGCUCGAAGGUGUUCGUCCUGAAGGGGCACGAUCCCGAGGGAUCGCCAGUCAAAUACGGGAUUCAGCUUACGGACAAAUUCGUCGUCGAUCCUCACACGGGUGUAAUCACUUUGGCCAAGCCACUGGAUCGGGAGGAAAAUGACACCAUCCGUUUCCGAGUGACGCUAGAGGACCAGGUUCCGGAAGGCCAACAGCCGAACAUCGUCGGCAUGGAAGCUUAUGUGAUCGUUUUGGACGAGAACGACAAUCCUCCUCGUUUCAUCGGAGUACCUUACGAGGCUGUGGCCGCCGAGGACACUCCACCAGGUUCCACAGUCCUCCCAGGAAUUCGAGUCACCGACCCCGACUUGUUGGGCAACAAUAUCGAGCUCUACUGUAUUCCACAGCAGCAGUUCCCCGAUGCCUGCGAGAAAUUUGGCAUCGUCGACGUGGAGAAGAGUCAGAAUACCUACGUGGGAGCUUUGGUUCUGCAACAGCCUCUGGACUACAGAGAGAGGCCAUUCUAUCAGCUGAUUCUGAGGGCCAGUGACGGCACCAAUAACGGUACGACCGGCGUGGAGAUCAAGGUCGCCGACAUUCAGAACAGUCCUCCCGAGUUUUUAGACUCGCUAACCGGAAUCGUGCGUGAAGACGACCCGAUAGGUACUCUCGUGAUGACGGUCAGGGCUAGAGAUGGUGAUCGAGGAAUGCCGAGGAAGGUGAUCUACCAAUUAGUCACCAAUCCGUUCGAUUACUUUCUGCUGGAUGCCGAAACCGGAGAGCUGAGGACUGCGAAGCCACUGAACAGAGAAGCCCUCGAAGACGCCACGGGGGUUUUGACAUUAACGGUGAAAGCUCGAGAGGUAAUCGACGGCGUGCCAGGAAACGAUGAAACGACGGUGUCAACGGCAGAAGCCACAGUGACGAUCAAAGAUGUCAACGACGAGCCACCCAGAUUCAACAGGCGGGAAUACAGCAUCGAGAUCCCUGAAAAUGUACCUGACGAUACUCCCCUUCCACACCUGGAUAUGACAGUUAAAGACCCUGACGUUGGUCUGAACUCCGUAUUUUCCCUGAGAUUGGAUGACUUAACCGGAGCGUUUACAGUAGAACCGACGAUGGCAACUGGAAGCACUACGGUGAACAUUCGCGUGGCUAAUGGCUCUCUUGACUACGAGAACCCUAACCAGAGGAAAUUCUUCAUACUGGUGAUCGCGGAAGAGGUUCAUACGAACCCUAAACUUGCGUCGACCGCGACGGUCACCGUGUCAAUUACAGAUGCCAAUGACAACGCCCCUUCGUUCAGUAAUCCCACGUACACUGCCUCGAUUUCGGAGACUGCCACUCCAGGGACUCUUAUCGCAACUAUCACUGCCAAAGAUCGCGACAGUGGCCGGUUCGGUACGGCGGGAAUAGUGUAUCAGUUACAUGGGCAAGGAGCCGAGCAUUUUGCCGUCGAUAAGAGAACCGGAACCAUCACCGUUGCUCCCUGUCCUACUCCGGGCACGUCACCGUGUCUAGAUUACGAGAACCAGACGGAAUACUUCCUGAAUUACAAGGCGACCGAUGAUGACGGUAAAGGACAAACGACGAGUGUCUCUUUACGAGUCAGCUUGCUCGACUCGAAUGACAGCCCUCCAAGGUUCCUCCAACAAAAGUACAGAGCCGUCAUCGACGAAGGUGCGGAGAAGUUCGAGCCAGAACUGAAGGUCCAGGCUCGCGAUAAGGAUAAGACUUCGAAAAUCAGUUAUUCCAUAAUCGCGGGGAAGGACAUGAAUUUAUUCGACAUCGACUCGGAUUCUGGGGAGAUCACCAUUGCUAAUAAGGGUCCGUUGGACAUGACCAAUUCCACCCAUGAUUGGAUAGCUCUCUCCGUACAAGCCAGCGAUGGAGCAUUUACCGACACCGCAUUAGUCAACAUCACUGUACGCGAUGUUAAUAACAAUGCUCCUGUAUUUCCUCAUGAUUUGUAUACCGCUAGCGUCCCAGAGGUGUCGGAAAUUGGUACCGUCGUCGAAGAAGUUACGGCUACUGAUGCCGAUAGCGGUAUCAACGCCGAGCUGACGUACAGGAUUCAAAAGGGAGCAUUCGAUGACUUCGCCAUUAAUGACACCAGUGGCGUUGUGACUGUUUCCAGGAAACUUGAUUUUGAUAAAAGCAACACGUAUCAUAUAGAAGUUAUCGCUUUGGACGGAGGAACGCCUAGCUUAACGGGUACAACGACUCUCAUGAUAAAGGUAGAAAACAGUAACGAUAAACCUCCUUAUUUUACUCCUGAAACCCAACGAGCGGAAGUUACCGAGGACACCGCUAUUGGUACAGUAUUUGCAACAUUAAAAGCAGCCGAUCCAGACAGCACGGAUCCCGAAGCACUUAACUUUGCCAUUUCCAAACCUAUUACCGCCAUCGACAGAAAUGGACAGCAAGUGGUCGAUAACACUACAUCUUUCAAGGACUUUUUUGCCGUUGACAGAAAAACGGGUCAAGUGUCGGUAGUGAGACCCCUUGAUAGAGACAUUGCUGCAACGGUCAGCAUUCCAGUGAUAGUCACUGACACCUCGGCACCUACUCUCCAGCAAGGAACAGGCACUUUGGUGGUGACCAUCAUCGAUGUAAAUCAUUUGCCACCGGAAUUCGCAAAGCCGUGGACCAAAGAAAAUCCGGGAUAUUCAAUCGAGAUGCAGGAAGAACAACCAACAGGAGCGAUUGUCGGAGCAUUCACGGCCACCGACGCCGACAGCAAUAUUGCUGGAUACGCCAUUGAUCCACCUAGCCCAUAUUUCAACAUCGACAAUAUUACUGGAAUCGUACGGACUAGUCAAAUAAUUGACUACGAAGAAUCGAAGCAGCUGACCUUCACCGUAGUUGCAUACGAUUCCGGAGUACCACCACUGUCCUCUACGGCGAAAAUCACCGUGACCAUAAUAAACGUGAACGAUCAGGAUCCUAAAUUUGAAAAAAAAUCCUAUAGUGCUUCGGUGAAAGAAAACGCUCCACCAGGAACCCACGUAACCGUUAUCAAAGCCACGGAUGGAGACGAAGGACCAUUUGGCGAAGUCAGUUACAGUCUUAUCGGAGAGCAUGCCUCUGAUUUUAAUAUCGGUCACGAAACUGGGGAAAUCACCGUUGGAAGUGCGACUGUUUUGGACCGAGAAAUAAUGCCGGAGAUCACAAUAACAGUAAUGGCCAGUGACGGAGCUCCCGUGAACUCUCGGAGAUCGUCUUCGGUUCCCGUUCAUAUACAACUGGUCGAUGUCAAUGAUAACCGUCCGAUAUUUACACAGCACAGCUACAGGGCUUCGGUAGCAGAGAAUCUGCCAGUGAAUCCUCCAGCUCCGAUUCUGCAGGUUCGGGCAGCAGACCCUGACGAAGGCAUCAACGGGGAAGUUUGGUACUCUAUAUUAGAUGGAAAUGAGAAUGGCUCGUUUGUUUUGAACCCAGAGACCGGUAUAUUAUAUCCAGCAGUGGCCCUUCUGGGUCGAGCAGGAUCCUAUAGAAUUCAAGUGGAAGCCAGAGACGGUGGCGGAAACGGCCCACAUUCUGAUAAAUGUUACGUCGACAUCAGGGUGAUUCCUGUCAAUCAACACAAACCCGAGUUCAUUAUGCCAGAACUGCCAAACGCAACGGUAGAAGUUCCCGAGAAUGCAGGAAUCCCAAAUUAUCUCGUGAUGACCGUGAAAGCCACCGAUAAGGAUCCUGGCGAGAAUGGAAAAGUUGGUUAUCAUCUAAAUGUUGAAAACAGGAACGUCCAAGAGACCGAAGAAUUCUCCAUCGACCAGGAAACUGGCGAACUACGUGCCAAGAUAAUUCUUGAUCGAGAAGUCAAAAGUAAAUUCGAGCUAGUGUUAGUAGCAGCAGACCAUGGUAGCCCGACAACGUAUGAGACUUUACGUCUCUUGACCGUGUUAUUAGUCGAUACCAACGAUAACGUUCCUGAAUUCUACGAUGAAUACAACUUUCAUGUUCCUGAAAACAGACCGAAGGACUAUUUCGUAGGAAAAGUCACUGCGGAAGAUAAAGAUGAGGGGAGACAUGCCAAAGUGUACUACUACAUCGAGGCUGGCAAUGAAAAUCGAACUUUCUACAUCGACAAAACUGACGGGCGUAUAUAUUCUAAUAAAUCAUUCGACCGGGAAGAACGAGAUACCUAUGUCCUUUCGAUUCUUGCUGCCAACGACCCUGACAUUUACAUCGGGCCUCGAAGUGCACACGUACCUCUAACUAAUAAUCCAGAACACGGUCAUGUGAACGUCACUGUGACGAUUCUCGACGAGAACGAUAAUCCUCCAGUGUUUGAGCGCACCGAUUACUAUGCAGGAAUCAAUUCAAUGGCGAAUUUGAACGAUAUCGUCGCCAAGGUGACAGCAUCCGACUCGGACCUUGCUGACAAUGGGACGCUCCAUUAUUACGUUUCCGGGGCGAAUUUAUACAAAUUCGGAUCCGAAAAGCCCAGUGGAUCCAUUGUUCCUAGUCCAUUUAAUGUCACCCAAGAUGGCAAGGUACUAACCAGCGGGUACAUGGCAGAAUAUAACCAGGACAGGUUCAUCGUAGAUGUUGUUGCCAAAGAGACUGCUCCUCCGGAGAGAUCUGCCAUAGCCAGAGUUUAUGUUUGGGUGUUCGAGCCGACCCAGCUGAUAAAAGUGAUCUUAUCGAGGCCACCGGAAGAAGUGAACCGUGAGAGAGACGAGAUCGUCUCGGAGCUGUCAAAUGCAACGCAGAGUCGAGUUGUCGUGGAUGACAUUAGAUACCAUAUGGAUGCUUCCGGGCACCUCCUAAGAGAAUGGUGUGACAUGUACUUGCACGUGGUAGACACUGACACGCAGACCAUAGCUCCAGUCCCCCAAGUCCUAAGAGUCAUUGAUGCGAAAUACGAUUUCCUGAAGGACUACUACGCAGGGUUCGCCAUUAAAAAUGUAGUGCCUGCGUAUGCUGGAGUCCAAGAAGAGUCGUUCGAUCCAGCACUAGCAGCUUUAAUAGCACUAUUAGUUGUUUUACUAGUCGGAGCAGUCACCGUGACAGUGGUGUGCUGCUGCUUGCGCCAUUGGGUGAUUACCGUCCCGAACGACAUACGGAAAAAGGACGGCUUGAUCAAGAAACAAAUCAUCGACGAACUAAACACAACCGAAAAUCCAUUAUGGAUCGAGCAAAAACUGAAGCUGUACGAGGAACAGGAAUUAACGAUGCAAGUGUUUAGCGAACCAGAAGGCGGCCUAGGCACUGAAAGGCGAGGAAGUGGUGUCAGUGUGGGCAUGGGUGACACGUCUCAAGAUAACACCUACGCCACUAUUCAACAUCCACUAUCGUCUAACAGGCAUCGACCCACAACUCCAGAUUACACCACGCUUCCUGGAAACCAUAACCUGUACGAGUCAGCGAUGGGUUUCCAGGGAUCGACGUUUCAGCCAACAGCGAGUGCCGUUCCCCAGUUGACGCUGGACCGGGAUGGUCAGCCCCAGUUCGUCUCAGGACUCGUGUAGAGGACACAUUUCGACUCUCUUCUUACCCAUACGUAAUCGCAUCGUCGUCGUCGUAAGCCGUACCUCUUGUCCUCGGUUCUCUCGGUAGAGCGUGCACCCUUGGGCGCGAUUACCCCAAGGUAUUCGCACGCACGCGCCACUAUGACAAUAAUCGAGUACUCCGUGGUAUGCGUUUGCGUGGAAGACGCUCGUGCGCGUCCCCGAGCAAAGGUCGUCCGGGAAAAGAUUUCCGUUCCCGCGUUUUGUUAAGCCGUUUCCCUUCACCGAACGACCUCCUCGACGGGCCGAGAACGCACCGAGAGGCAGGGAACGAUGGACGGUCGACGGUCGCUAUUAAUGGACUUAAACAUUACCUGUAGCCGGUGUGUGCAUGUAUAUAUGUGUGUGCGUUGCCAACCUGAGGUCAGGUCUGACGCAAGUCUACGGAAUCCUGGCGUAUGAGGAACAUUAGCGGAGCUGGGAUGGCACGUUUGUUACGCUUAACGACGAAAACGUGUAUCGCGCGUUUCCGUGCAGGUCUUGUAACGAGUCAUCUUUCCGAUUAAUUGCCAUCAUCUACGACUAACGUAGCGAGAGGUGACAGGUUUCUUAACUGAAUACUUUCGUCGAAUGAUUGUAUUAUUAAGAGCGUCUCAUGUAAAAUAUCAUUACCCUCUGACUAGGCAUGUACUUACGGAUUGUGUCUAUUUAUUAGGUGCAGCGAGGGGGAAGAAUUCAGAAUUGAGUUUUUGUCGCCUAUGUUCCGGGAUCAAGAGAACGAAACCUUCGAAAGUACUCUUAGGAGUUAUGCGAUGGUUAAGUGUCUAAUUUAUAUGUUAUCCUUCCCGUCCCUGAUAAUGAGUUAGCAAACCUGCAUACAACCUGCGUACGUUAUGAGGUAUAAAUGUCCAUCUCCGUAACUGGAGAAAGCACGUGUAAUAUGCUUAAGUAAGGACAUGUUAAGUAUGGACGUAAGUACCGCGUACAUGCUAUUGCGUACGUGUAAAUUGCCAUCCCUGUAGCUAAGGUAGUCACUGUGAGAUAGCUUGACUUUGAAGCUUGGCACGACAGAUAUAUGUAUAUAAGUGGAUGUGUAGAUUCCGUCCAGCCCAAUGACCCUUUUUAUACUUCCGCAUUCGUUUGUACGUCGAGGAUUCCCCUGUCACCUGUUUCCUACGACGUCCUGGUAAAAUCUUCAUCCAGGCUUUUAAGUUAAGUAGUCGCUCGGAGGAAGUACUCCCUCGCGGCUGGAUCUCGACCAGGUGCACAUUCUCUCUGUUAUACAUCGACAUUUAGGCGAAUCGCGGGCGAUGGGCGGACAUAGUCAUAUCAUAGAUAAACGAACGAUGACGUCGUUCGCAAUGAAUUUCGAGACGACGUGUAUUCGAGUGAGGACGGCUUACUUACGUUCAGUGGGCGAUCGAUACGAACCAUUUUUUCAUAUUCCUCGCAUACUUCUUGGGCCAAAAUCAAAACAAAUGCAUUCGAGAACUUCGGAGAUUACUGCGAACGUAUCGUCACCGUUAAACGUAUCUCGUACUCGAAUGGAAAACUAACUUAACUCGGACAAGUUAACGUUAAGAUCGUUUAAUAUAAUAUUACCAUUGUGACUACGAUAUUAUUAGAUGGUUAUUAUUAUUAUUACCAUUAUUAUAACUCCAGUUAGCAAAAAAUUGUCUGUUUAUUAGUUACAAACUGAUUGUAACAUAUUUUAUGUAAGCAAUUAAUAUAAAAUAUUCGUAUAUGAAA
Messenger RNA from Orussus abietinus, 7619 nucleotides. It is a transcript of the gene Cad87A, whose product is annotated as cadherin-87A. The record is from RefSeq and is a predicted model, not a curated record. The coding region runs from base 261 to 5891 and encodes 1876 amino acids. Gene Ontology annotation, cellular component: plasma membrane; adherens junction; catenin complex. NCBI's taxonomy places the organism in Eukaryota, Metazoa, Arthropoda, Insecta, Hymenoptera, Orussidae. Gene Ontology annotation, biological process: calcium-dependent cell-cell adhesion; cell morphogenesis; cell-cell junction assembly. The transcript is spliced from 26 exons. Gene Ontology annotation, molecular function: calcium ion binding; cadherin binding.